This is a messenger RNA of Pieris brassicae (large cabbage white), 3139 nucleotides long. RefSeq names its product putative ATPase N2B. The record is from RefSeq and is a predicted model, not a curated record. The transcript is spliced from 7 exons. Gene Ontology annotation, molecular function: ATP hydrolysis activity; ATP binding. The coding region runs from base 86 to 1480 and encodes 464 amino acids. NCBI's taxonomy places the organism in Eukaryota, Metazoa, Arthropoda, Insecta, Lepidoptera, Pieridae. Gene Ontology annotation, cellular component: cytoplasm; mitochondrion.
AAAUUAUCCAUAUGAUAAAAAUGAUGUUUUUAAUAUUACAUAAUAACGAAAAUGAAUUUUUGAAAUUCUUUUAAUAAAUUUAGUUAUGUUUUAUAAAACUACAAGUGUACGUACAAUGCUCCAAAACACUUUAAUAAUUAGGUAUCCUUGGAGACGGUGUGAUCAAUGUGUAAAAUUCUUAUCUUUACAAGCACAAGAGAAAAGAAUUGGUCCAUUGGAUUUGUAUUCAAAAAAAAUAUCAGAGGGUUUGCUUAGUAGAGACACUCACCAAGAAGAUGUUGUCAAACAGUUAGAAUACGUAUAUCAAGAAGUUGUCAAUUUUAAGCGCCCAGCAACAGCCGCCAAACGUAAUCCUAUAUUUUCGUUUUUUAAGAGAAGCGAACCGCCAAAAAUAUUAGCGCCACAAGGGUUGUACAUAUAUGGAAGUGUUGGAGGUGGAAAAACCAUGUUAAUGGAUUUGUUCUAUGAGACAGCCCCGAUCAAAGAAAAGUUAAGAGUACAUUUUAACUCAUUUAUGUUAAAUAUCCAUUCAAGGAUCCAUGAACUUAAAAUCAAAUCUGGAAAAGGAGCAAGUUCUUUUAAAGAUGAAGGAUCAAAACCAUUUGAUCCCAUACCACCUGUGGCAGCAGAUAUAACCCAAGAAUCAUGGCUAAUUUGUUUUGAUGAAUUCCAAGUGACUGAUAUUGGUGAUGCAAUGAUAUUAAAACGACUCUUUACACAAUUAUUUGAUAAUGGUUGUGUUGUCAUUGCAACAAGUAAUCGGCAACCUGAUGACCUAUAUAAGAAUGGAUUACAAAGAGCUAAUUUCCUGCCAUUUAUACCUAUAUUAAAAGCGCAUUGUAAUGUUGUACAACUUGAUUCUGGAAUUGACUACAGGUUGCAAGGAAGUGGUGGCAAAUUUGGAAAGUAUUUCAUAAACAAUGAGUUAACACCAGGAAACAAUGGUGUUGAUAAUCUUUUUAAAUUUCUGAUAUCAAAAGAAAAUGAUACAGUAAGAGUAAGAGUAAUUAAUAUAUUAGGAAGAAAUGUUAAAUUUGCGAAGAGUUGUGGGCGUGUCUUAGAUUCAACAUUUGAAGAAUUGUGUGACAGACCCCUUGGUGCCAGUGAUUACCUCAUAUUAUCUAAAACAUUUCACACUGUGUUCAUAAGAGAAUUGCCUCAACUGUCAAUUGUCAAACAUAGGUCACAGAUUAGAAGAUUUAUAACAUUGAUUGACACAUUUUACGACAACAAAGUGCGGGUUGUCAUAGCUGCUGACUGUGAACCAAAAAACUUAUUUAAUUUAGAGGAUACAAAAGAUGGGUAUGGCGAUGCUGAUAGAGCUCUAAUGGAUGAUUUGAGUAUUUCAAAGGAUUCGGAAAAUUCCCGAGCGGCCAUUUUCACAGGUGAAGAAGAAAUGUUCGCUUGUGAUAGAUGUCUCUCUAGAAUAAUGGAAAUGCAAACGGACGAAUAUUGGGAGAAAUGGGGUAAAAAUAUAUGAUCUUCCAUAUCAUAGUAAUUUUGUGUUCAUUAGUAAAAUUUUAUCAAAUAGUUAUUAUGUAUUUAUAUUUUCUUAAUUGUACAAUGUACUUAAGACUUUUAGUGCCUUUUUAGAAGUGUUUUUCUAACACCUCAUGGUACAAAUUUUUAAUUUAGCUUCAAAAGGUGUAUUAUGUUGCUAUUUAAAUACGAGUGUGUUUAAUUACCUAGUCUGUCAUUGAAUUUUACACGUAUUAAGGGCCCCAAAAUACGCUUUAGCGUAUAGAAAUAAAGACUAUAGAAAUGACGCGCCUCGUAGUCUGUGCGGAAUGAGAACUAUCAUGGCCGAGAUCUAAUUUACAACAAUUAUAUAUUUUGACAUUAACUUCUGUAUAACUGUAACGACUUAACAGAUUCGUCAACAUAAGAAAGAAGGUAUUGCAAUGAUCUGAAGUCCCCGACGGUUCUCUUUCCGCACAGACAAGAAAUUGUAUGCCUCGUGGCAUAGUAAUGGAAACUCUUUGGUGAUACAAACUUCGUGUUUUAAAUUAAUGAUAUUGUUCAUAAUUUAAAUACUACGAAAAAUUAUUAGGACUCCUUUGUGAGUGUUCAUUAGUAUCUUAUUAUAUUAUAAUUUAACAUAAAAUGUAAGUAUUGGAAAAUUAAUAUUUUUUUUAAAUAUGCUUUAAAUCUUAUUCCAUUGCUAUUGUAUUGAGGUGAAGGAGAUGUAUACAUCAUCUGUCGGAUACAUGAUGGAAUUUUUAAGCUAUACUAGAGAAGUAUUCUAAUGAUAUAUUUAUUUUUAUACUUAAAGCAGAUUUUACGUAAACCUUAACAACCAAUGUAUUAAUUUCUCUAGCUUCCGCAAAUCGGUCCAGGAAAUUUGACAUAAAAUAUUUAUCGAACAUUAAAAAUCAACAUGCUUUGUGUUUUCUUAAAUUCUUGUUUACAUAAAAUUUGCUACUAAUGGUACUACCCCUCUUCCAUUAUCAAAUUCCAUCAAUUGUAAUAUAUAUUUCUGAAUAACAUAAAUUAAUGAUUUCAUUAAAAUUAGAAGGGUUGUGAAGUUAAUUUUUUUAUAACAAUUUUUUUCCAUUUUGACAAGAUAUGUUUACUGUCGAGAGUAUAAACGCACAUAUAUUUGUAAUGUUUUGAAAUUAUACAGUCUUGUUGUAUUGUUACAGUAUUAAGCGACAUUGUAGUUAUUAAUUUUUAUUGAAUAGCUUGGAUUUUUUGGUCUAGAUUGUAAGUUGACAUCAUUCGUUAUUACGAAUCAUACUCUAAAAUCUUAUACUGUAUUGUCUCGUUCACUUCUUAUCCGUACAAGUCUUUACUCUGUGAGGAAAGUAAGUUUAGCAUGAAUAUUUUGAUUGUUCCGUCAUGUAAACGGUAAUACAAUAAUGUCAGUUUUGACAGUUAAUCCUAUUAAAAUAAUCUAUGUAAGUGCUUCCGAUUAGUUUCACAAAGCCCUUUAAGUUGCCUAUACAAAAUUGUAAGUUUUCGUUUACAAGACCUAUUUCCUGAUGAGAACUUUUUAAAACUAUGCUGAAAAAAUCUUAAAUAUUUAAUAAUUAAGUAAAACUUUUCAUAGACAAUAAUUCACCUUAUAGUACCAAAUCAUCACCAAUCAUCAUUUUGUGAGUUUUUAGUCGUUAAAAAUAUUUAUUUUCUGUUAAAUAAA